Messenger RNA from Alternaria triticimaculans, 675 nucleotides. RefSeq lists its product as uncharacterized. Lineage: Eukaryota; Fungi; Ascomycota; Dothideomycetes; Pleosporales; Pleosporaceae. The coding region runs from base 1 to 675 and encodes 224 amino acids. The record is from RefSeq and is a predicted model, not a curated record. The transcript has a single exon.
AUGCCACCAAAGAUCGUUGCCACCGCGGCUUCUACCCGAGAGAGACGAUCGGUGGUUCGAAUAAAUCUCAACGAGGAUGCAUUCCGAAAAGCCCAAGAGGACGCGGCCAGAGAAGCGGCCGCCAAGGAGGCGGCGCUGCGAAAGUCAAAGUCAAAGUCACCUUCACCCGAUCUAAGUUUCAAUCCAGGACCUAAGAAGAGAAAAGGCGCUAGGGCUAUAUGUGUUCUUGUGAAGAAGCCUACAACUACUGGCAAGAGAAGGACGGGGGCCAAGCAACAGCAAAAGAACGACAUAAAGAAGACAAAGGCUGGCAAAGUAACAAAGAACAGCGGAACUAAAGGUAGAAAGGUCAAGAAGGAGGAGGAUGUGGCUGCUCACGACUCGGACGACAAUGACAUGGAAAGCCCCGAGAGUAUCACGACAGCAGAACCUGCUGUGCCGGCUACGAAGAGAAAGCAGGCUACCAAGGCUAAGGGAAACAAGACUACCAAGGCCAAAGCUACUACGACGAAAGGGAAGAAGAAGACUCCAUCGCCCAACAGAGAACGUGUUGUCAAAUCCCGGACCAUCAAAAAGUCACAGUCGAUUAAAGCGUCUGGGGAGGAGGGCCGUGUUGAGAGUGAUGAUGAAGAGAAUAAAGAGGAUGAUGAUAUGUCAGGCGCGAAUUGGGUGUAG